AUAGAAGAAUCCCUCCUUUUCAGUGUCACUGACCUUUCUUCUUCCCUCUCUUUCAAUGUCAUCAAGAACGGGAGAGCCUCUCAUUGUUGGGAGAGUUAUUGGAGAUGUUCUUGAUUACUUCAUUCCUAGCAUUAAAAUGUCAGUCGCUUUCAACAACAUGCAAGUCUUUAAUGGACAAGAGUUUUACCCUUCAACUGUUGCCACCAAACCUAGGGUUCAGAUUCAUGGUGGUGAUUUGAGAACUUUCUUCACUCUGGUCAUGACCGACCCAGAUGUCCCUGGACCUAGUGACCCUUACUUAAGGGAGCACCUUCACUGGAUUGUGACAGACAUUCCAGGCACAACAGACGCCACAUUCGGAAGGGAAGUUGUGGGGUACGAGAUUCCGAGGCCAGAUAUAGGGAUCCACAGGUUUGUUUUCGUUCUUUUCAAGCAGAACCGUCGCCAGCUAAUCGGGUCGCCUUCUUCGAGAGAUAAUUUUAGCACCCGAGAUUUUGCUGCCGAGAACGAUCUCGGCCUCCCUGUUGCCGCUGUUUAUUUCAAUGCACGGAGAGAAACUGCUGCAAGAAGACGAUGAUUAAACCUUCAUUCAAUUGCAGAAGAAGAA
Messenger RNA from Hibiscus syriacus, 607 nucleotides. RefSeq names its product protein SELF-PRUNING-like. Gene Ontology annotation, cellular component: nucleus; cytoplasm. Gene Ontology annotation, biological process: vegetative to reproductive phase transition of meristem; negative regulation of flower development. The transcript is spliced from 4 exons. NCBI's taxonomy places the organism in Eukaryota, Viridiplantae, Streptophyta, Magnoliopsida, Malvales, Malvaceae. Bases 56 to 577 code for a protein of 173 amino acids. The record is from RefSeq and is a predicted model, not a curated record.